UGACUUCCGCAUGUUUUUUGUUUUUGCAGGGAAGCAUCAAGCAUGGCAGGAGGAGAACCGUGGAACAGAGUAAACAUUACCUUUCCAGGUGCAGUUUCUCUUGUCAGAGUACAUUUCAGCUCAACUACAGAUGCAAGUGUUAAAGCCCUGUUGCUGGAAAAUGAGAAGGUGCUGAAGCUGAUUCAGAGUACGCUUCUUCAAACGGAGGUGCGAGUUCUCUACGAGCUGCUGUACUUCCUGAAUAACAGCUUCAGAGGCAACAAGACGUUGAAAGGCUUGAAGCAGGUUGAACAAUGCAUAAACAGGCUGAAGAGCAUGAAGCUUGAUGAUGCUCUUCAGGAGCUGAAAGAGAUGUGUCCCAACAGAAUUCAAAGAGGACUGAGCAUCAAGGCUGGUGAGUGUGACGUUCCCAGUCAGCCCAUGCUGGAGUGGCAGUGUCUCAAAGUGCUGGGAGCCGCCCAGCUGAUGAGCUGCACAUUGAAUCGCUGCAGCAGAGCUUUCUCACUCUCGAAGCAGCAUCUGAAUUUGAAGGAGUUUGUUGUCUUGAAUGUGGUGAUAACCAGCAUGCUCAGUCGUCUCUGGGUGAUUUUCCGCGGUAUCCUGGUCAGCCUGUCCACUCUGUACCAGCAGCUCCUGGAGCUCCUCGGAGAAGUAUCAAACGCCCGGCCCAUGCCCUUCCUCACAGACUUCUCCCUGCCAGCAGAUAUGACUCAGUUCCUGGGUCCUUCUGAUGCAUCUUUCCUGACCAAAAAGCUAGCACACGGUCCCGCUGCCAAAGACCACAAGGAGAAGCAGCAGCAGAGGAAGAAAUCUUCUGUUAAAGUCAAGAACCAGAGAAGGACGAGGAAGGUUAAAGAAGAUAUGGGAGUUGCUGUUGAAAGAGGAUUAGGUCUUGACACUGACAAGCCUUUCCUCAAAGCUUUCAGGGACUUAACCAAGGGCAAAUCGUUCCGGCAGAAAACACACAAGGCUGACGAGAAACAAAAGUUCAAGAAACAAGUGAGAGAGGCCGCGACUUUCACAGACAUGGCAACGCAUCUAGAAGAAAUAAUCCUGUGGUGUAAAUCCCAGAAGAUGGAAAAGGAAAAACGUCUUUUAAGCUUCCUGCAUUUAAAGUGCAAGAGGUUGAAAGGCCUCGAUGCAGCAGGAUACAACGUCCAGAGGAAGCUCCGGGCCUUCAGACAGGAAGCUUGCCGGGCUUUAUCUCCUCACGCAUCAGCACCAAGAACCUGUCAGUCUUCUGCUGCAGCGAGGAGACGCGCUCGCUGGAGAAAGCGUUCUCGGUUACUCAGGAGUCGAUUGAAGGAGAAGAAGAGACAAAGGAAGAGGACUGAGUUAUCAGAGUCUGGACUGUCGGGGGACGACCAGAUAAACAGGCCGACAUCUCAGACCACCAGCCAGGACGACAUUGAUGAUAUAUUCGCCUCUGUAGGUUUGUGACACUUUGGACUUAGACACAUCCAAGGAAACGCAUUAGUGAAUGCAGCUGAGCUCAGUAUAUGACACAUACCUCUGUUUUGAAAGGAAGAUGGAAUUUGAUGCAAAGUUAAAACUGAUGAUUGGACAUUGUAUGAAGUGCUAAACGGCAGCAGUCACUUUUAAAGUAAGUGUGAUGAUUUUUAGCCUGUAUUGGAUAGGACAGUAUAGAGGCACACAGGAAACAAGGAGAGAGAGAGAGAGAGAGAGAGAGAGAGAGAGGGGGGAUAUGACCAAGCCCCCAGGAAGAGCGCCGGUCGUUGAUCCCAACUUUCGUAGUGGUCAAACAGCGGUACUACAACUUCAGUGUCCGUCAUGUGAUGCCAUUGGACCCAAAAAUACUUUUUCCCAUAGAUUUACAUUGGGAAAGAGACAUCUGUAACUCAGCGGAUACUUUUUUUUGACUACCAGGACGCCCGAGGUGAUGAUAUUUAAUGCUGUGACAUAUUUUGGAUUUUUUUUUAAUCUGAAUGGGGAAUUUUAAGAGUUUUUAUGGCUCAAACCUUCACUGCAGUUUAAUUUUGGAUUUUAGCCAUACCAUUGACUGAAAAAUGUAGAUUCAACUCUUGUUUAGUGUAUUAGAUAUUGAAUAAUAAGGUAUUUAAACUAGGGCUGUCAAAGUUAAUGAAAUUUGUUGUUGUUGCCUGUUGGGCUUGAGUUUUCCAUAUAAUGGAUUUGAGAAUAUUUUUUAUGCUAAAUGCCAUACC
This is a messenger RNA of Sebastes umbrosus (honeycomb rockfish), 2183 nucleotides long. RefSeq names its product nucleolus and neural progenitor protein (gene rmp64). Gene Ontology annotation, biological process: positive regulation of Notch signaling pathway. Bases 43 to 1440 code for a protein of 465 amino acids. Gene Ontology annotation, cellular component: nucleus. The transcript is spliced from 9 exons. NCBI's taxonomy places the organism in Eukaryota, Metazoa, Chordata, Actinopteri, Perciformes, Sebastidae. The record is from RefSeq and is a predicted model, not a curated record.